Messenger RNA from Epinephelus moara (kelp grouper), 6321 nucleotides. RefSeq names its product apoptosis regulator BAX-like. Bases 230 to 841 code for a protein of 203 amino acids. Lineage: Eukaryota; Metazoa; Chordata; Actinopteri; Perciformes; Serranidae. The record is from RefSeq and is a predicted model, not a curated record. Gene Ontology annotation, molecular function: protein heterodimerization activity; protein homodimerization activity; channel activity. The transcript has 6 exons. Gene Ontology annotation, cellular component: mitochondrial outer membrane. Gene Ontology annotation, biological process: extrinsic apoptotic signaling pathway in absence of ligand; positive regulation of apoptotic process; release of cytochrome c from mitochondria.
GGUCUGGAGUUGUUCUUCGAGCAAUAACGUACACUUUAGAUGUGUGCUGGUUUUAGCUAUUCAUGCAGCAUUGUUCUUUAUAAUCUACAUGCUGUUUUAUCAGGUGGCUUUGUUCAUCAUCGCCUGAAGUUUUAUUUGACACUGAAGGAAGGGAAGCAGAGUUCCUGAGGGAACAAGAGUUUAUCUACAAGGUUUUUUUUUAAUUAAUUAUUGCUGUUUUCUUUGAGACAUGGCGAGUGAAGGAAACGGUAUGUCCGACGCAAGGAUAGGAGAGGCCCUCAUUAAAGAGGUCAUAGAGGAGGAAUUAAAGGAUGUGCCCUCAGAAGACAUCCCGUCUCUCACUCAGCUGGCUGUCCCAGUAAGGACUGAGCAGGAGCAGAAGAUUGUGACCCAGCUCAGCAAAAUGAUCCGUAUCAUUGGUGACAGGGUCCAAGACGACAAGGAGUUCCAAGAUGCAAUAGAUGGGAUGGCUUGUUCCUCCGGCUCUAAAUGGGACUGCUUUAAGCAAGUGGCAGACAAAGUGUUUGAACAUGGGAUCACCUGGGAGAGGAUUGCUGUGCUCUUCUACGUUGCAGGCAAGCUGGCUCUCAAGAUGGCUGAGGCUCAUCUCCCUCAGUCAGUGAGGGAGAUCCUGAUGUGGACAGUGGAUUUUUUCAGAAACCAUCUACUGGGCUGGAUUCGGGAACAUGGAGGAUGGAUCAACAGUUUCUCUGAGCUGGCGGUGGCGUCCAUGCAGAGGGUGUCAUUGUUGAGCUCUCACACCUACGGCCUCACCCUUAUCUUUGUUGCCGGGCUGGCUUUAGGAAGCAUCAUCACCUGGAGAUUGGCCAAACAGCUUUGAGGCACAAGCACACACAUUUACACACAAAUAUUCACAGAUACCUGAACAUUGGGGACCCAAACCUGGGUCCCCAAUGUUCUCAAAAAGUAAUUCUAGGCGUUUACCUAAAAGGUGGUAUUUGACCUGACUAUAGAAUGUUUACAGGAGGGUUUAUUAUUCAGUGUUGUCAUGUGACAGCAAAGUGCCCAGCUGUUAUGUCCUGAGGGGUAUUCCAGAAAGUGGGUUUAGUGAAAACUCUGAGUAUGUUAAGCCUGAAAUGAGGGAAACUCUGGGUUUUCAGUUCCAGAAAGAGAGGUAAGUCAAACUCAGAGUCAAUCACCAUGGCAACUGACUCUGUGAACCUAACCUGCUAGCUGGCAGGUUUUUUUAAGAAACCCUGAGUUCACCCUGUCUCCUCCCUACUGCUGAGCCUGAAGCAAACUGUCAGACAGACAUGGGUUGUCCGUAUGUAGGAAAUAAGAUCAAUAUCGAGGCAGAAUUAAUUCGCAAUGCUUUACGCCGGGAGAGGAUCUUCAGACCCCGUUCAGAUGUGCUGUCUUUAACCAAUGAGUAUCUGUUUGAAUGGUACCGUUUUUCAUGAGGCUCAAUCAUUUACCGGCCAUACAUAUCAAAUCUGACACACCACGGACGUGCGCUCUCAUCAGUUUUUUUUGUGACUGGUAGCUUUUUAUAUGAUAUUGGUGGCCUACAGUACAUAAUGAAAUAGCCACUGAAUGAGGUUAUUUAAGCUACUUUGUUUAAUAAAUCAAAUAUGAAUAAAACUAAAGAAAGGUACAGUCAUGGCCAAGUCAAAUAUGCCUUACCUGUUUGAAUGAUGUUUUUAUAUUUCAUUUUAUGCUGCUUUCAAGUGUGUUUUUCCCCUGUGAGAUUGCAACUACAUGAAAAUCAGAAUUUAUUCAAAACCAAUCCACCACUUUUUCAUCUGUAAGCUACGAUUUUAAUUAAGUGUGGUUAAAUGUAAAUGAAUGGCAGGGCUCUCAAGUUUUGAUGUCAGUUCAGAGUUUUUAUGAAAUAUAUGCCCACAUUCGCUGUAGGCAUUCAUGAGCACCUCCAAUUCCACAGGUGUAAAAUAAGUUGAUCGCUUUUUCUCUCCGGUUGCCAUGGUGACUCAAGGUAUCGGGGCUCCAUUGAUGAUGGCUUUUUAUAGUGGUUGUGCACGUGCUUAAGUCGAGGUGUACCUACUCAGAGUUGACUGAACUAAUUCAAAUCAGCUGUUCUGGAACCGGAUACUCAGAGUUUCCCAUCUCAGAGUAAGUCAACUCAGAGUUCAGGAUUAGACUCAGAGUUUGUUGAACCUCCAACCUGGAAUACCCCUCUGAUCAUGUCUAUGAGAUAUUUAAAACAAUGUAAUGUGCCUUUACAUUUGUACCUUUUCUAACGUUAUCUAUGCAAAUUUAAAAACUUGAAAGAAACUUUGUGUCACAUAUUUUUCUAAAAGACGUACUGCAUCAUAUCAAACAGAUAUUCUCUAUGUAGGUUGACGUCAGAGUAAGUAUAAGACAGAAAAUCCCAAAAAUGGCAGUGUUGUCUUUAAUAAGGCCCUUUAGGUUCACAGAAGUAAACAGGUGGUAAUGUGGUCUUUGUGCCUCCGCACUGAUGUGACCAUCCUGAUGUAAGUGUAUUAUAAAUGUUCAGCCAGCAUUUAGCAUCACCACACAGGAUAGAUGCAAUUCCUUUAUUAAAGUUUCUUGCUUCUCAGCCCUUGCAUAAGCCGGGUGAUCUGGUCUGUCAGCAUGAAAGACGUUCUGUGGAGAUUGUUGAAGAAGCUCACUGAGCAAGGAAACACCAAACCAGCAGUUAUUUGUAGCCUCGUUGGGUUUUUACUUGUACUGUAGAACAAGUAAUGAGACUGUACGUCACAGAGAAAAGACACGAUAAAGCUUUUUAAUCAACCUAACAAACUGUGAUUCAAAUGUGAUAGAUGCAAUAGAAUUGAAAAGGGAGAACCAAAAUAAUGAAAUCUUCAACAAGCUGUGCUAAAACUUAAUUAUAAUUUUCAUGAAUAUUCAAACGUGUACACUUGUGUUUCACAGUAUUUAACCUCAAUCGAUGAUCCCAUCAGAAUAAUGUAAUUUAUUAUUUGUAAAGUUACACAUUUGAUAGAGUUCGCCCUCAGAUUUCUUAAUGUACAAGUCUGGCUCCCAGCAAAAGACAUCCAGCAGCUAGAAUGUCAGGCUGGGGAAAUAACCAACCUGGUCCAACAAAAAUAUGUAAAAUGACCAUGACCUCUUAACACCGCAUUACGUGGUGGUGGCAUUUAUUGUAUUUAAUUACAUGCCGGUACCACGGAAUAAAUGGUAAUAGAAAAAGUUAAUUAGGGUCCUUUGUCGUUGUGGACAUAUGAAUUCCCUGGUUCAACAACGUCAGUGUUUGUUCAAUGUUCCAACUCCAUAGGUAGUAUAAAGAGCAUGAAAAUCUACAUGGGGGGAGGCAAAAGCUUCAGUUGGACAAUAGAGAAGGGAAUUGGGAUAGGGGAUAUAAUGCCAAGCCCCAGUGUACUAUUCUCUGUUGUCCCACCGUGGUUAUUGGGAGAGAUACUUGUUGACAGGCACCUGUUAGAGUGGAAGAAAAGUAAAAGUUUAGAUAAAAGCCACGGUAGUAGAUACACAGAUGAACAUUAUGCUGAGUAUAUUAAGAUAUUCAUUGAUGCUUCAAAAGUAGACAAUAAUAGAGUAGGGGUUGCAUUCAUAAUUCCAGAUUUCAGUGUAAUGUUAAAUAAAAGAGUUAGGAACAACUUAAAAGUAUUCACAGGGGAGCUAUUGGUUAUACUUUUAUCACAGAAAAUGGAAAGAAAAUGUGAAACCAAGUAAAGUGUUAAUAGGAUCAGAUUCAAGUAGCGCAUUAACGAGUUUUAAGAGUAUGCAGUCAAAAGCAAGACAAGACGUCCUGCUGGAGAUAGCCCAAGCUGUCUUUAGAAUUGAGAGAGCUGGAAUAUUAGUAAAAUUCAUCUGGAUUCCAGCACAUAUAGGGAUAGAGGGGAGCAAACUGGCAAACAAAUAUGCACUAGUCGCCACAAAAAAAAUUAGAAGUAAAUACGACAGUUAAGUAUAGUAAUGCUGAAGUUUAAAGUAUAACCAAAUCAGAAAUGAUAAGGAAAAGGCAAGAGGAAUGGAACAGGGGAACUAAAGGUAGGCCUUACAACAGUAUCCAAAAGAAAGUAAGAGAAAUGAGAGAAACUAGCAGAACUAAAAAAAAAAGAAGAUAUCAUUUCAAAGAUGAGAUUUGGACACACUGGUCUUAAUAGUACACUUGGGUUAAUUGAUAAACAUGAAACUGGUAUGUGUGAAUAUUGUAACAUGUAAUAUGUAAUAUUUUACUAUUUAUUGUCCAAAAUACCAGCAGGAAAAACAGGAGAAAACUAACAGUAUAAUCAGUAUUUCAAACAGUAGAAAUACUAUAGUUGAACUCAGGGAUUGAAGGGUAUGAGGCAAUAUAUAUAAUAAGACUGUUCCGAUCCACCUCCUUUUCAGAAGGUAGCGGUAAUGCACCUUAAAUCUGUUUGCCAACCGCCAUUUAACGUCAGAGAAGAGAAAGAAUAGGGAGGAGGCUUGAGUGGUGGUCAAAUGAACACCUGACUUUCAUGGGAGACCCCUGUUUGUGCCUCAUGUGAAACUGCAAGUCAGCGUGGACUUCUUUUAACUUAACAUACUGAUUUACUUACAUCCCAUACAUAACAAGCAUAGUUAUUUUAACUGGAAACACAUGAAAUAAACGUGAGCAAGCAGUUUUGGUGCUGAAAACCAACCAUGCCGCCACCCAGGGUUAUUAACUAAUAAGUUUUUGUUCACUUGCCACUGUGGCAGGUGGAUUCCAAAAUCUACCGGCCACUCAGUAGAAAAACAUUGUUUUUUGACUGAUGAGUAAACCAAAUCUAGCAGCCACUGGCUGGUGGCUGGUGCAAUCUCUAACCCUGCAGCCACUACAUAAUUUUAACACAAUACCUGUUUCAGAGGUUGUGCUUCUUUCCAUAUUUCUGUGAGAUUCCGUUGGAGAUACCAUUAUAAAGAGAACACGGCUCAAUGCCACUGUAAAGAAUAGACAACCAAUGUCAUUUUCAAUAAUCAAUUCUUCCUGAAAAGUGUCCGUUUUAACAGCUUAAACAUUGAAAUAAGUCAUUAACCAACAUUGUCAAACCUACAGUCAGCAUGCUCAGUUAUCAGCAGGCAUGCUAGCAGAUUAGCUCACUAGCCAAGCUUUCCAGAUUGCAGUCGUCUCUUGAGUCGACCUUUUCUUAGAAGUCUUCUACUAAAUUGGCAUACCUCUUUUAGAAACCUGUUAGUAAUUGGACGCUGCACCAGAUUAGGCUGCGUCGAAAGUCAGUUUUAUUUGUAUUGCUCAAUAUCACAAAUCACAAUUGUGCCACAAGGGGGUUAGGUACAGCAUACAACAACCUCUGUCACCCAAGCCUCUAUUCAGAAAGGAAAAAACUUGUUUCUGGGAACUCAAAUGAAACCAUAGUUAAAUACACAAUUGGAGAUCUGUUAGUUUCUGCAAGUGGAGGAGGAAAAGGAUAUAUGUGUAGUGAUUUGCACUUCUUUUGAAUCCCACACGCACCUUUCAGAAAAAAGUAAGUAAUUAUUAAAAAGCAUUUUGUGGUACUGUUUUUUUUUUUGUAUGAUUGUGUGGAGGAUUUAUAUACCAAUAAGUAAAUUUCGAUAAAAUUUCAAUAAUUGGCAACAAGGAGAGAUCCUCUUCCAGGAUGAACACACAUGCAAUAGAUAUCGUAAGUACAAAUAAGAACAUCAUAGUAAAAUGACAGUAUGAGAAAUCAGGAUGACAAAAUUUUAGAAGGACUGGAAACAUAUAUGAAUGACAAGCAACUUCCAGGUGCUACCAAACAGAUAAGGACCUGAGCCACACAGCCAAGGGUUAGCGGGAUGCAGUGGUUUCAGCGGGACAGUUACUAGAAUUACUAGGAUCACUGGAUUAAUUGAGACAAAAAAAACAACCCACCAGAAGGAUAAUAGCGAAAAGUUCAAGCCUAAUGUGAUCAAAGAUUAACAACUACUUGAAAGUUAAGGUGAGAAGAUGAGUUUUAAGUUUGUAUUUAAAGGCCUUACAGAGUCAGACUGCUUGAUGUCACCACAAGUUUUAUACCUGGACAAAUAACAAAUCCAACUCAGGUGUUCUAUCACAUGUUUAGAUUUCAUUUAUUUCAAUCAUAGGCUUCCAUGUAGUUGUAAAAUAGUGGAUCUGUAGGUCUGACAAACAAAUAACAGAUUUUGCUUGAUCCGUCAUCUCCCAUUGUAGCCUGGAUCCUGGAUAUUAUAAUCAGGGACAAGGGUUCAGUCAGUAAUAAACAUUUUGAGUAUUUAAAGGUGUAAUUUCCAUUCAGUCACAUAUGACGCUGAACACUGUAUCAGGUAGAAACUGUAUUUUGAUGUAAGAUGUAUAAACAUAAUUUCCACAAAGUUGCCUACAAGUGAUGAAACAUUCAUAACCUACAUUAUUAAAGAAUGAAUUCACAAAUAUCAAUAAAA